GAGUAAGCACGAUAACUCAACUGGCGGAAGUACCCUGUUACUCAUCGUCAGGUAUUUGAACACCUUUAUUUUGAUGACAUAUUACACAGUUAUUUGGACUCAGAUCGGAUAUACAUUGACGCCAUAACCAAGCACGAUGACCACCAGUCCUCCUCCAGGGAGCCUGCAGCUCAAGUGGGACCCCAAGAAUCUAGAAAUCCGCACAAAAUCGGUGGAGAAGACCCUGGAACCACUUGUCACCCAAGUGACAACAUUAGUGAACCAGAAUGGCCCCUCCAGUAAGAAGAAGGGAAGAUCCAAGAAGGCACAUGUCCUCAGUGCCACUGUUCAGAAAGCCACCGAACACUUCAUCGAGCGGGGAGAGGAGAUUGCCAGGGAGAACCCAGAGGUCCAUGCUGACAUGAUGGCAGCAAUAGAAGAAGUUAAAAACACAGGUGAAGCUAUGGGGGAGGCCUCACGUGAGUUUGCUGGAGACCCAUGUUCAUCCAUGAAGCGUGGGGCUAUGGUGAGAGCUGCUCGAGGUCUUCUGUCAGCCGUCACGCGCCUCCUCAUCCUGGCCGACAUGGUAGAUGUCCAUCUCCUCCUCAAGUCUCUCCACUCGGUGGAGGACGACCUUGACCGCAUCAAGAACGCCACUAGUCAGCAGGAGCUGAUGGAUAGUUUCAAGGAGUUCACCAAGAGCGUGAAUGAGCUGUCUGAGAAAGCUGCAAAGAGACAAGCUGACCUAAAAGAUCCCCGUCGACGUGACGACCUUGCAGCUGCAAGGGCUGUUCUGAAGAAAAACAGCAUGAUGCUGCUUACCACAUCCAAGGCUUAUGUCCGACAUCCAGAGCUGGCGGCAGCAAGAGCAAACCGGGACUAUGCCUACAAACAGCUGUGUGAUGCUGUGGGCACUAUAGCAGGGGUUGCCCAGGAGACAGGUCCGUCCAAGGCUCAUCCGUACGAAGGACCAGGGGAACUGGCAGCUGCUCUGGAUGAACUAGAUCAAAAGAUCAUCAUGGAUCCGCUGUCGUACAACGAGGUCCGAAGUCGUCCGUCCCUGGAGGAGAGGGUAGAGAGCAUAAUCAGUGGUGCGGCACUCAUGGCCGACUCCUCCUGUACCCGUGAUGAGCGGAGGGAGAGGAUUGUACAGGAGUGUAAUGCUGUCCGACAGGCACUACAGGAUCUCCUCACAGAGUACAUGAACAAUGCCGGUCAGAAGGAGCCCAGUGAAUCUCUGGACCAGGCCAUUGACAACAUGUGCCAGAAGACUCGUGAUCUACGCAGACAGCUACGCAAGGCGGUGGUGGACCAUGUGUCGGACACCUUCCUGGAGACCAACGUCCCUCUGCUUGUCCUCAUCGAGGCUGCCAAAGCUGGAGAUGAGAAGGGAGUGGAGGAAUAUGCACAAGUCUUCUCAGAACAUGCCAACAAACUAGUUGAGGUGGCGAACCUAGCCUGCUCGAUGUCCAACAACGAGGAAGGUGUGAAGAUGGUCAGAAUGGCUGCCUUUGAAAUAGAGGCUCUGUGUCCACAGGUGAUCAACGCAGCCCGAGUGUUGUCUGCCAGACCCAGGUCGAAGAUUGCCCAGGAGAACAUGGAAGUGUUCAAGGAUGCCUGGGAAAAACAAGUCCGUCUGCUGACCGAGGCUGUGGACGACAUCACCACCAUACAUGACUUCCUGGCUGUCUCAGAGAACCACAUCUUGGAGGAUGUGAACAAGUGUGUGAUCGCCCUGCAGGAGGCAGACGCAGAUACUCUAGACAGGACAGCUGGCGCUAUCCGAGGUCGGUCAGCCCGUGUCUGCAACGUGGUUGGCGCCGAGAUGGACAACUACGAGCCUGGACCAUACACAGAGAGAGUGAUGGAAGCCGUCAUCAUGCUCCGGGAUCAGAUCAUGCCCAACUUUGCGGAGAAAGUUGAGGUAGCGGUGGAUGCCCUGAGCUCUCACCCACAUCGGGAUAUGGAGGAGAAUGACUUCAUUGAGGCAAGCAGGCUUGUUUAUGAUGGCGUCCGGGAUAUCAGACAGGCUGUCCUCAUGAACAGGUCGGUUGCAGAAAUAGACUCUGACAGUGAAAUUGAAUAUGAAGAUGAACAAGAAGGGCUAUCGAGUGUGAUGGAGCAGGAGGCAAUUGACCAGAGUGACCGCGCCCUCAUGCGCAGUCUGCCGAAGGAGCAGAGGGAGUUGAUCCAGCAGGAGGUGGAGAUGUUCCGUGUGGAGAAGGACAAGCUGGACCGGGAGGUGGCCAAGUGGGACGACAGCGGCAAUGACAUCAUCGUCCUGGCCAAGAAAAUGUGUAUGAUUAUGAUGGAGAUGACAGACUUCACCAGAGGUCGUGGUCCCUUGAAGAGCACCAUGGAUGUGAUCAAUGCUGCCAAGAAGAUCUCCGAGGCUGGAUCCAGAUUAGACAAACUGUCACGAACAGUUGCAGACCAGUGCCCCGACUCUCAGUCAAAGAAGGACCUUGAGGCGUACAUGCAGAGAAUCGCCCUGUACUGUCAUCAACUCAACAUCACCAGCAAGGUGAAGGCUGACGUACAGAGUGUCAGUGGAGAGCUGAUUGUCUCAGGGCUGGACAGCGCGACCUCACUCAUCCAGGCUGCCAAGAAUCUGAUGAACGCUGUUGUGUUGACUGUCAAAGCGUGCUAUGUUGCUUCCACACGAAGUACCCCAAGAACAAUCAGAAUAUUGUUCUGUGGAAAAUGAAGGCACCAGCCAAGAAGCCUCUUGUCAGACGAGAAGAUCCCGAUGAACUACGCUCCAAAAUCCGCAAGAGUGCACGAAAGGAAAGAAUUGAACCAAUCAAAGCUCUCAGUGAAUUCCAGGAAAUUACUCUAGACAGUUUCUGUUAACCUGAAGACUAUAAGCAACUGUUUGCAUGGAAUGUGAUUUGAUCAUGGAAACAUGAACACUACAGACUGGGAUCAUUGUGAGAUAUCAGAUAAAUAGCUGGAGGAAAGUAGUUUCUCCUUUCAAGUUCUUGGACCAAGGUUACCAUGGUUACAGUACCAUCACACUCUUGAAAAUGGUGCAGUUAAACUGUGAGGACAGACUAACACAGACUAUUAUGGCCCUGAGGAAGAUGCUGAACUCCAUAUCAAAAUAUUUCUGUUAGAUGAUGUUUUCUUACUGCUGUAAACAAUCUGAUGUUUGUAGCGUUAAGUUGUCAUUACCUCUAAGGUGUAAGCUUCUAAUUGUAUAUCCACAUGUGAUUUAGCAAAACCUGUGUGAUCUCAGCUUCACCUGCAUGUCAGUGAUACAGCCACCAUUGCUCGAAGAUAAGAUGGUGGCUCAUUUUAUACCGCAAAAUAUUCAGAUGCAGAUAAUAUUUUUGAAGAUAUGUGUAAACAGGGUCAGACCUAACCACGAGUACGGCAGUGUAGAGGACUAGUUUCUCCCAGAUGAUCGCCUGAACUGACUACUGGACUAGUGGCAUCCAUGUCUUUGUUUAUGUGACAGAUCCCUUGGCACAAUCCACUUAGAUUUCAUGCUUUUGACACAAAACUGUACAGCAAAGUAAUGUUCAUCAAUAAUUAGGUUGGUUACCAUUGUUAAAUAUACUAUUAACAAUGUCAAAAUAAUAUUUAACAUUUAUUUAAUCCACUUAAUUAUUGGUUUGAGAACAUGUACAACAUAUACAAAAUUAUAAACACUGCAUGAAAGAAUUAACAAUGGCAGUAGGACUUUUAAAAUAUUUUUCAUGUUUUUGUUGAAAACAAAAGCCAUACACUUGUUGUUUUUUUCCUAUCCAAGCUCAUUGAUCCCUAUAAUACUAUGUCCCUUUGGAGCAUUUUAUUUGGUUGAUAAUAGAGUGAGCUUGGAUUGAUGCAGGACUUUCGAGAUAUAUUUUUAUUGACUGUAAUGUUGAUGCCCCCGAAACAUUUCCCUUUAUGAAGGCUUACAUAAGUUUUGGUUCGUGUCAACUUCAUUGUCAGGAUUAUUUGACGUUGGAGCAGGAUCGCAAACACCUUUGACACAAGUCAUGUGAUCGAGUCUCUGUAUUUCUUCCGCCUGUGUCCCGAUGCUGUAUAUAUGAAUGUGCUUGCUAUGGUGCUGAUCAUGUCAUAGAUCAUCUUCAUUGACUAUUUCCUUGUGAGACCGAUCCUUGUGAAAUAUAUUUACCGUGUAGAAUAGAACGGAAAUUCAUGAUGUAUAUAAUACUGUAGGGACAUAUGUAAAUGGCUGAUGUGUAUGUCAGAUCCAUGUCAGUAAUUGUGUUGUCUUUGUCAUCAGUUAGUUCAACAAGUCUUGUUAAGAUGCUUUAAACCUGUAUCCUGGGUUAUCUCCCUUCCAGACAGUUUGUUAGCCCAGUGGGUGGUGUGUUUGUUUCACUUAACACCUGGUUCUAUUCCCCAAAUGGCACAAGUGGACCUAUAUUCAUUCCUGAUGUUAUAGUAUUGUUUAAGAUAGGAUGGUAUACUAAGGGACAUGGUCCCCCAGUCAUCAUGUCAUAGCUACUCGCUGUGCAGUGUUCCGUCACUUAAGCUUAGCAACUUUAUAUCUUCGGUUUGAAUCCUUGUUCAACAUGAUUAUUUGACUAGGUUUGUCAGCAUCACAACAUUACUUCAGACUUACCUGUCACGUUAAGCUGUUAUGACUACAAUAUAGCCCUAAGCUGCAGGAGACCCUACUGAUAUAAAGACAAUGGGAACAGCCUUUAGGAGGUUUAUUAUCAUUUUCUUCAAGCAUAGUCGGCAAGAGUUGUAUGAGCAAUAGUUACUGAACUGUGAAGUGUGUUUUGUGUGUGCAUGGUAGAGAGAUGUGUACUUCAGCAGGAUGUGUAGAAUUGUCUGUUACCAUGGUUACGUUUCUGUUUUGUCUUGUCUUGUGUUGUUGUUAACACUGAUGUGUUCAAAAAAGAGAGGUGACUAUUUAGGUAAGACAGAUGAUUUCAUACAGAGUUUUGUUUUAAUCAAUAUAAUUGCAAAACCUGGCUUAGAAGGACAAAGUUGGUGUCGUUUAAAUCUGUGAGACUGCUUGUUUACAUACUUAUUUCAUAUUUGGUAUAUAUAAUUUGAAAAUUGAGAAGAAAUAUAAAUGACUUUUGAACUGUUGACAUGGUCCCCCAUCAAGGAUGCCAUAUGUAAUGAGGUUUGAGUAAUUUAUUGUAUUUAAGUGUUUUAUAUGGUUGUGUAGGCUGCAUGAUUGUCCAUCUGUAUACCCAGUAUACACAUUUACACUUUGACUUGACUCUAUACAAUAUGGUUGUGCCCAGUUAUAUUUACUAUGUUUUUUACCAUAUUUGCAAAUUUUCUAUUCUCAAGUUUUUCCAGUUAGUGAUUUUCUUAAACUUUGGUUUUGAUUGUAAAAAUGCUGCUUCAAAACAUUGAUUUCUAGAAUGUAAUGCAUUUUGAGUGGAAUGUUUGCAACACAGAUAAUUGUCUUGUAUUUUGCUCAUUUAGAUCAUCCUGUUCAUGAUCAUUGUCAUACAAUAUAUGUUACCUGAAAAUGUCUCUACAAGAUUUUGUAAGAACAGAAUCUCAUUGCCUUGUGAAUCUAAAACAUAUUACAGAAAGCUUACCUAAUAAUGACUAUUUAUUCAGAAUCUUUGUCAGUGUUCUUGGUAAACGUGAAGAACAUUUGUACUUAAACUUGAUAGAACACUUGAUUGCUGUGAAAUGUUUGUUUUACAUCUCGAUGUUAUAAUUUUUAUGUGAACAGGUAAUUUAAUGUCAUGAAUCAAGGCACUUGAAAGCGUUUCCUGAAUGUAAAUGUGACAUUGAAAUAACAAUGUUGACAUCAUCAUAGAAAUAUUUCUAAAUAAAACAUAAUAUAUUA
Haliotis rubra (blacklip abalone) is the source of this 5758-nucleotide messenger RNA. RefSeq names its product catenin alpha-like. The record is from RefSeq and is a predicted model, not a curated record. Gene Ontology annotation, molecular function: beta-catenin binding; cadherin binding; actin filament binding. Gene Ontology annotation, cellular component: adherens junction; catenin complex. NCBI's taxonomy places the organism in Eukaryota, Metazoa, Mollusca, Gastropoda, Lepetellida, Haliotidae. The transcript is spliced from 21 exons. Bases 137 to 2686 code for a protein of 849 amino acids. Gene Ontology annotation, biological process: cell migration; cell-cell adhesion.